Ahaetulla prasina is the source of this 4370-nucleotide messenger RNA. RefSeq names its product sphingosine-1-phosphate phosphatase 2 (gene SGPP2). Gene Ontology annotation, cellular component: endoplasmic reticulum membrane. NCBI's taxonomy places the organism in Eukaryota, Metazoa, Chordata, Lepidosauria, Squamata, Colubridae. The transcript is spliced from 5 exons. The record is from RefSeq and is a predicted model, not a curated record. The coding region runs from base 3063 to 4046 and encodes 327 amino acids. Gene Ontology annotation, molecular function: sphingosine-1-phosphate phosphatase activity. Gene Ontology annotation, biological process: sphingosine metabolic process; phospholipid dephosphorylation.
UUUAAGAAUUGACUUUUUAAUGUUAAAUAAUGUGUUUUUUUAGAACAAAAAGCAAUAUUAAGAAAAUAUUAGGUAACAUUCAGUACUCACCAAAGAAAAAUGUUUCAUACUCCCCAAUAUAAAAACAUUAAGAUGCAAUUAUGAUUCAAAAGACUAAUUUCAGUGAACUUUGUUGUUAAUACUGGACAAAAGCUCCUUUUCUAUCUCUUCUUCAAAAGCGUGUUAGCAAUAUUACAUUUCAAGAUCACUUCACAAGUUCCUUUGAGUAUUCUCAAGGAGCAGGACUGAACUCUUAAAUAUUUCUAUAUUGUCUUUCAGUUCAAAAUAUCCAAGCAACAAUUUGCAAUAAUUAACAACAUAUUUAAACACACAAACACACACUCCACUACAAAAUCCGUGCUAAAACCAAUCACAGUUUAUGUAAUUACCAGUUACUCAAGUAUUAAACUACAUUAAUGUAGAAUCAGCUUGCUGCCAAAACAAAUACACAUCUAAACGGGACUCCUCAGGGUGCCGUUGGCCAAACAGUGCCGGCUGGCGACACCCAGGGGAAGGGCCUUCUCUGUGGGGGCUCCCACCCUCUGGAACGAGCUUCCCCCAGGACUUCGCCAACUUCCUGACUUCCGAACCUUUCGCCGCGAGCUUAAGACACAUCUAUUUAUUUGCGCAGGACUGGACUAGAUUUUAAAUUCGAAUUGGUUUUAAUGGGGAUUUUAUUAUUUUAUUAUCAUCAUUUUAAUUAUUCGGCCAAUUAUAAUAAGUUUUUAAUGGAUGUUUUUAUUUGUAUUUAUAUGUAUAUUUUUAUCUGGUUGUUAACCGCCCUGAGUCCCUAGGGAGAUAGGGCGGUAUAAAAAUACGAAAAAUAAAUAAAUAAAUAAAAUAAUAGCAUUAAGAAUCACAAUUAAUUAUGGCUUUCAAGCAUAGCUAAAAUUGUGAUUAAUAAAAGGACAAAUCAGUUUCUAAAUGUCACAUUUCUAACAAGAUCACUGUUUAAUUUAUGACAAAUAGUUAAUGAAUUCAAACCUGCCAUUUAAUUUAUAGGAUAAAUAGGAGAAAUGGCUACAGUUUGGAAUUUUUUUGCCAAAUGUGGGAUUUACAAUUUUAUUUGCAAUCUUACCUGAAAUAUGCUUAACUGUGCUCGGUACAAAUUAUUUCUGAAUAAUCACAAGUUCGUAAUGAAACUUAUGUCAAAUCUAAACAUCAUAUUAGCAAGAAUACUUAUCAAACUUAUGAGGGAUACUACAGUUUCAUUUUUUGGAAAAAAAGGCUAUAUCUGAAAAUAUAGGCUUAAAGGAAAUAGUUAAAUUCAUGAUUUUGGCAUUGUUCAAGUUUAAUAAAAUAUUGAAAUUUAGCCCAGUCAAAACCACUGAUCCUAAGCAAUUUAGGGAGGCAAUAUACAAAUGAAAGAAGAGGAAUUGCUAUUAUUGCUGUUUCUGUAAUGAAAAGAAUGAUGGGACCUGAAUCAGGAUGAUGGGACCUAAUAUACCAUUUCACUCAUUUUCCAUACGACAGUACCAGAUCAUUUGGCCAAUUUAGUUUAGAUCUGGGAAUAAUGAGUACAUUAACCAUAGUUGCAAUCACCACUCAUUCCAGACUUUCACUCUACAUUCAAAAUGCAUUUAAAAGGAGAACAGUCCUCAACUGGUAACAGCGAAGGGAAGAAUUUAGAUACCGAGCGGACAAGAUUUUGUUAAAAGGUAAAUUGUUUCUUUAAAAAAGCAAACAAACGGUGUUUAUUAUCAAAUGAACUUUACUUCUGAUGCAUAGAAAUUAUACCAUGACAGAGUGCCAGAUAUAUGCUUUACACAUUAUGCAUAACAAUAGUUAAACAGCCAUACAUUUUGAUAUUAUAAUGAUCAAUAUGGCUGAAAUUAAUAAUAUCUCAGUCCCCACUCCUAUUAUUACUAUUAAUACUAUUAUUAUUAUAUUGUUAGCACAGAAACAUUUUGACCACUGUAAUCACAAUAUUUAUUGAAGGGCAUGUCAUCAUUCCAAACCAUUCUAACUUGUAACUUCUAAUCAGUUCUACAUUAAUUUUAUAAACACAGUCACUUUCUAUGGCACUUACAAUAACAUGGAUUGUACUAUAAGCUUAGUCAAUGUCUUAGGAGAGCCAUGUAAGCUCUGAAAUUCUAACCAGUAUGAAAAAUGCACCUUCUCCCCUAGUCUCCAGUACUUGCAAGCGCUAAGUCUUGAGUGUUUUUUGCAUAUGCUCAGAAGCACCCUUUAUACAUUCCAGAAUUGAACAACGGCACAAAUGCCAAGUCUGUGGUGAUUAAACAUCCGAAAAAGGGCAGGAGCUUAGUACUUUUCAACUUAUCUGCCCUUCUACAGGCAGAAACACUUUCCCGCUCACCCAUUCCAGAAUAAAGCCCUAUGAAACGGACAUAUUCACCAGGCUUCUUAACAGAAACAUGAACUUGCCUUGCUUUGGUGCCUUCACCAGAAAGGCUGACAAAAAGUCGCUCCUGAUGUCCAGGAGCCUUUUAUCUACGAGAUGCUAGGAGUUGAAUUUGUGAUGCCACACAAGGCAAGGGCUCUGCCACUGACCUAUAACUUUUUCUCUCUGACACCUAAAAUCUCACACAGGAGCCAGGCAGUUCACAACCACAACCCGGACCCCUUUCUUAUAUUAUAUGUGGCGCAGGCCGCCCUUCCUUUCAGGGCAACACCUUCGCGUGGCCUUUGGGCGAGCAGGGCACGGCGCGCACUCGCACCAUCACCUGUUUGCCAGCCACUUUCUGGCCAGGCUCUGUUUGCUUUUAACAGCUGCCGAAUUCCCAGGAAAGGAACCUGAUCUCGGCCUAGCGGUCGGGCAAAGAGCUGCCUACGAACGGCUGGAGAUGGCCAUCCGGCCGAGCGCCGCCCCUCGGGGGCCGCUCGCUCCUUCUCCCGCGAGCAAGGCCGCGGCCACAGUCCGGUAUCCGCGGCUGUGGAGGAGGUAAGGCAUGACGGAGAGGAGGGCCAGGACGAUGGCAACCACGAGGAAGAGGGACACCAUGAAGAGCUCCACCCAACCACUGUAGUUGAGGAAGAGGGGCCCGGUGAUAGAGACGACCAUCAUGGAGAAGAAGGACUCUUCACAAGAUUAUGUUGUAACAAAUUAUUUCUACUACUACCUGUUCAAAAUUUCUGCUGCAAUGGGCCAGGAAGUUUUCUACAUCACGUUUCUUCCAUUCACUUACUGGAUCAUUAACGCCCACGUUGCACGGAGACUGAUAAUUAUGUGGUCGGUAGUCAUGUAUAUUGGUCAAGUCAUGAAAGACCUUCUGAAGUGGCCUCGUCCUCAUUCACCACCUGUUGUCAAGCUAGAAAAGAAGACUAAUGCAGAAUAUGGAAUGCCAUCCACACAUGCAAUGGCAGCCACUGUCAUCUCUUUCACUUUUGUAUCUGUGACUGCAAACCAGUACAAGUAUCCACUUGAACUUGGACUUUUGGGAGCCUUCUUAUUUUCAUCUUUGGUAGGCCUCAGCAGAAUUUACACAGGAAUGCACACAGUUCUGGACGUCAUUGUCGGCAGUCUAAUUUCCUUAUUUUUGACUGCUAUUGCCUGUCCUACCUGGGAUAUCGUGGACCACCUGAUGCUCACCAGCCCUUUCUGUCCAGCAUUCUGUAUCAUUGUGCCCCUCUUCUUGUGCUACAAUUAUCCCAAACUAGAUUACUACAGUCCAACUAGAGCAGAUACUACCACUAUUCUAGGAGCUUCUGCAGGAGCAAUUAUCGGGUUUUGGGCAAAUAAUCACUAUGGUUCAAACGCUGCAUCUAAAGAUGUCAUUUACAGUGUUUCUUCUAUCACUAGUGAAAUUAUCUUGUUAGUGCUUGCAAAAUUUAUAGUCGGGAUUGGUGUUUUAAUGAUGACACGGCAGAUUGCCAAAACUAUUGUUCGUAAAUCAUUAUGUUCUUGGCACAAGGUUUCUAACAGUGAUGUUGUAGCUAUGCGGCAAAUAAAAAUUGAAGUGCCCUAUAAAUUUAUAACCUAUUCUUCUAUUGGUCUAAGUGCUACAAUGUUUGUGCCACUUCUAUAUACAUUUUUUGGUUUAAAUUAAAUGCUAUGCAUUUGGUUUUUUUAAUUGUCCAGAUUAUGGACUGCAGAUUAAAAGAUUUGCAGUAGUUGGGGGGCUAGGGUGAUGGGGUGAUGUGAGAAUGGAAUAUGUGCCUUUUGCAUAAACUCUUUAGGACUGCUAAUACUGGAGACUAAAGAUAGGAUUUAGUUAUUCUAGUAUUCAGCGUGAGAGAGAUGGUCACAGACCAAAAAAGAAAAAUAAUCAGGAAUGACAUUUAAUUAUAUGUAUAUUGAUGUAUUAUUGCUGAGAAUUAACAGCUUUGUAAGUUUGCAUUGAGGGAAACCAAAUAUAGUACAAUAUCAGUCU